Molecule: messenger RNA, 1437 nt
Organism: Miscanthus lutarioriparius
Lineage: Eukaryota; Viridiplantae; Streptophyta; Magnoliopsida; Poales; Poaceae
Source: the annotation of a GenBank genome assembly
AUGGCGGAGCUCAAGCGGCUGUCGGAGAGCCGGGACCUGACGCGGAUUGAGCGCAUCGGCGCGCACUCCCACAUCCGGGGUCUAGGGUUGGACUCCUCCAUGGAGGCGCGCGAUGCCUCGGAGGGCAUGGUCGGGCAGCUCCCCGCGCGCCGCGCCGCGGGGCUCAUACUCCAGCUCAUCCGCCAGGGCAAGAUUGCGGGCCGCGCUGUGCUCCUUGCGGGCCAGCCCGGCACCGGCAAGACCGCGCUCGCCAUGGGCAUCGCCAAGUCGCUUGGCGCGGAGACGCCCUUUGCCUCCGUCGCCGCCUCGGAGCUCUUCUCGCUCGACCUCUCCAAGACGGAGGCGCUCACGCAGGCCUUCCGCCGCGCCAUCGGCGUACGCAUCAAGGAGGAGGCGGAGAUCAUCGAGGGCGAGGUCGUGGAGAUCUCAAUCGACCGCCCUUUGUCGGCCUCUGGCGCUGGCAGCAGCUCGGCUGCCCCUUCCGGUGCUACUGCGGUUGGUAAGUCAGGGCGGCUCACGCUGAAGACCACGGACAUGGAAACGGUGUACGAGCUCGGAGGAAAGAUGAUUGAGGCUCUUGGGAAGGAGAAGGUGCAGAGUGGGGAUGUAAUUGCGCUUGACAAGGCCUCAGGGAAGGUCACCAAGCUUGGCCGCUCCAUCGGGAGGUCACGGGAUUAUGAUGCCGUUGGCCCGCACACCAAGUUUGUCAAGUGUCCUGAUGGUGAGCUCCAGAAGCGCAAGGAGGUCGUGCACUGUGUUACCUUACAUGAGAUUGAUGUCAUCAAUAGCAGGACACAGGGUUUUCUUGCACUGUUCACUGGUGACACUGGUGAAAUUCGUGCAGAGGUUCGGGAGCAGAUUGACACAAAAGUUGCAGAGUGGAGAGAGGAAGGAAAAGCUGAGAUUGUCCCUGGUGUUCUGUUCAUCGAUGAAGUCCACAUGCUAGACAUCGAGUGCUUCUCCUUCCUCAACCGCGCAUUGGAAAAUGACAUGGCUCCGAUCCUAGUAAUCGCAACAAACAGAGGGAUCACAUCCAUCCGUGGGACAAACUACCGUUCACCGCAUGGGAUCCCACCAGACUUCCUUGAUCGGUUACUGAUCAUCAUGACGCAGCCCUACACGGAGGACGAGAUCCGGAAGAUCCUGGAUAUCCGGUGCGAUGAGGAGGACGUGGAGAUGUCCGCGGACGCCAAGGUCCUGCUAACCAAGAUCGGCGUGGAGACCUCGCUGCGGUACGCCAUCAACCUUAUCACAUCCGCCGCACUAGCCUGCCAGAGGCGCAAGGGGAAGGUGGUCGAGAUGGAGGACAUUAGCCGGGUGUACCAGCUGUUCCUGGACGUGAAGCGGUCGACGCAGUACCUGAUGGGGUACCAGAGCCAGUACAUGUUCAACGAAGUGCCGGGGGAAGCUGAUGGAGAGGACGCCAUGCAAUCCUAG